Messenger RNA from Penicillium longicatenatum, 1011 nucleotides. RefSeq lists its product as uncharacterized. The transcript is spliced from 3 exons. The record is from RefSeq and is a predicted model, not a curated record. Bases 1 to 1011 code for a protein of 336 amino acids. NCBI's taxonomy places the organism in Eukaryota, Fungi, Ascomycota, Eurotiomycetes, Eurotiales, Aspergillaceae.
AUGUCUCCGCAAGGCAACCCUGGACGUCCGGAGGGGGACAAGCCCGAGGGCUUGUCGAAAUAUCUGAAGCGCAUGAAGACGGUUUUGCGCCCACGCUCCGGUUCGAAGCGUCAAUCCGUAGCGGCCCCGGAUGUUCCUGCUUCAUCUAGUCAACCACCUGCUUCCACCAAUCCGGUCCAGUCUAUCGAUGCUGAGCCCACCAUGCUCACCGACUACAGCGCCCUGCAGCAAGAAAAGGCCCGCGCCCUAUUCAGCAAAUACGGCUUCACCCUAGAACCCGGCGAGUGGAAAUCACCCACCGACCUGCAGCUCACGCGGGUCACCAAGCCGAUUCGCAUGCGAGUCCGCCGCACCUGUCACCGCUGCGAAACGACUUUCGGCCCCGACAAAGUCUGCGUCAAUUGCCAACACCCACGCUGCAAGAAAUGUCCCCGCAGCCCAGCAGCCCGCGAGAAGGAUCCCAAUGAGUACCCCUCUCUGCCCAAGAGCAAGAUCCCCGAGAUCCGCGCCCGUCAGUAUGGCGGUGCCCCGUAUACGCCGCACCUGCGUCUUACGGGUAACCCCGAUGCGCCGCUAGGUAUGCCCUCGCGCUCGGGCGGCCAGGAUCUCGUUAAGAAGACGGCCAGACAGCGUGUUCGCCGAAAUUGUCAUGCAUGUGACACUGUUUUUGCACCUGGCUCGAAGGAGUGUACUUCUUGUAAUCAUAUCCGUUGCAAGAAGUGUCCUCGGCAGCCGCCUAAGUUGGAAAAGUAUCCUGACGGGUACCCCGGGGAUGCUGAACCGGCGAAGCUGAACCCUGACCGGACUUAUAAAAAGCCACGACGAAGGGUUCAUUAUAUAUGCCAUGUUUGUACGACUCAGUACAAUGCAGACGCGAACACUUGUGGGAAGUGUGGACAGGCGAAAUGCGAAAUGACUAUACGGAUUCCGCCAAAGAAAAUCAAACGAGAACCGGACCCUGAAGUCCUACGGCGGGUCGAAGAGAAAUUAGCAGGCUUGAGCAUAGAGUGA